AUGCCUAAUAUUUUUCAACUUACUACACCAGAUCUUAUAGCCAUAUUGAGAAUUUUAAAACCAGAUAUUUUCACAAGUGGAAAAAUAUCAGAUAUUAAUAGUAACGAUGAAAAUUCUUUUGAUAUUUUUGUUGCAAACAAUUUUUCUAUGUAUGAGGAUUGUAAAAAACUUCGAUCACAGAUAACGGAAUGGUUAUUGUUAAAUGGAUACUCAACUAUGCAUCAAUUUAACAAAGAUCCUAUAACUGAUACUUGGAUAAUACCAAAUGACAAAUCUCGACCAGUAGAAUGUGGAAAAUAUAGAGUUGCUCAGAAAGUUCCUAUAAUUAUACCAGAUCCUUUAUUUGAUGAGACACCUUAUUUAUUCAAUCCUAUUGAUGAUUCUGGUGACAGUGGUUUUAAUAGUAGUAGAACAUUCUCAAAUUUCUCAAAUGACAAUAACAAUAACAAUUUAAUUAAAACAAAAAGUGCUACAGAUAGAGUUUUAAUGAAAAGUUUUGCACCAACACCAGCCCGUCAUCCACCCUCCUACUACAAACAAACAUUAUCUCCAAUGGAAUGUCAGAUUAGUGGUUAUAAUGAUUCCUCCACAACAAAUUUUAAAGAUCCCCAAUUAUUUUCAACAUUUACUAUUUCAUGUCAAAAUAAUGGGACAGAAAAAUUUAUCCACUUACCAAUAGAAAAUUCAUCACUAACAUCUUUAGAAAAUGAUAUGCUGCCAUAUUGUAUUUUACAAAAAGAUAUAACAAAUGAACAAUAUGAUAUAAGUAAAGGAUUUAGUUAUCAAUUAUCUUUAAAAGAAUUAAUAGAAAAUUGUGUAGCAAAAAUUAAAGUAGCAGCUACAUUAGAUCAUGAUUAUAAUUCUUUAAUAAGUAAAUCAUUAAAUGAGGGACGCCUUGAUACAAUUAUUAUACUUUUACAAAAUAAGGCAAAAAAAUUUUGUACAGGUUUUGAAGAAAAAAUGUUAAAUGAUUAUUUAACAGAUUUAUUACCCUCAGUACAGGUUAUGAGUAAAUAUUUUAUAGAAAGUAGUGUAACUGGAAUUAGAAACAAAGUUUUAAAUGUUUUAAAGAAUGUACUUGAGGAGGGUGAUUAUAAAGAAUUUGAAAAUGAUUUAUAUAAAAUAAAAAAACUUUAUAAUGGAGCAAAACUUGAUAAUUAUUAUAAAAAUUUUUAUGGAAAAAAUCAUAAAAUUAUUGAUGGUUUAAUUUAUGAUAGUAUUGAUAAAAAGAAUGUUUUGAAAUUUAUGAAAGAACUUGAAAGUAAAUUAAAAGAUGAUCCAAGACAUGAGGAGUUAAGACAAUUUAUAAUUAACUUGUAUUCUAUUAGACAUGGAGAAUUUAAUAAAGGUGACAUUUCAGAGAGUGAUACUUUUGUUGAAGAGAGAGAGGAUUUAGUUUUAAACAAGUUUAAUUCUAAGAAUAAUGAAGAACAAGAAAAUAAUGAGAUACCAAAAAAUAUUGAUACUAUUAAAAUAUCUAACAGUUUGAAACUUGAAUAA
Molecule: messenger RNA, 1500 nt
Organism: Strongyloides ratti
Lineage: Eukaryota; Metazoa; Nematoda; Chromadorea; Rhabditida; Strongyloididae
Exons: 5
Coding region: 1-1500 (499 amino acids)
Source: RefSeq, a predicted model, not a curated record